AUGUUCUUCUUCCCGUCGCAUUCGGUCGCCGACGACCGCCCGACCGACAGCGACCCGACCCCCAAGCGGCCGCCGCCGGCACUCCCGCGCGACGACAGUAGCCACCUGGCGGCGCCAAUUGUCCCUGCGGUGCGGCAGGAGAGCGGCCGCGUGGCGGCGCCGCUCGUCGACCUGGCGCAGCGGCUGAAGCCCAAGCUCGCCGUGUCCGAGAGCGGCCACUUUGAAGACCAGUUCUACCACGCGCACGACGGGAGCAAAGCGAUGGCGCGGCUGCGGCAGCGCGCGUUCCAGAACAAGACCGUGCACACGAGCGGAGACGACGUGGAGCAGUUCUCGGAUGCUGACAUUGUCACGAGCGGGUACUUGGUCAAGCAGGGCUCGUUCUGGAAGUCGUGGCGCCGUCGGUUCUUCAUCUUGAGACGGGACUGCCCCGUGCUGAGCUACUACACGUCGGCGGAAGAACUGGCCAAGCUCGGGGAGAUCACGAUCGACGAACACACGACCGUGCAGCCGACGCCAAAAGACGGCAUGUUGUACCGGUUUACGAUCGAGAACGACAAGCGCAAGCUGUCGCUGAUUGCCGAGCAAGGUCAAGCGGACAUGGAAGCCUGGAUCGCGUGCAUCCAAGGCUGCAUCGUGCAGCGCGUGCGGCUGACGUCGCGGGUUCUCUCGGCCAAUGGAUCGCUCCUUCGACGAGGAGAAGGCGUGUCGCUGUGUGCGCAGCUGCAAGGCCGAGGAUCCGAGAGCGCGUCCAUGCUGGAAGACCUGGGCGCUGACCGCACGAGCUUCUCUCGCAUGGAGAGCCCGCAUGUUGCGGGCAGCAGCAUGAGCAUGAUGAAGCGAUUUUCGACAGACUCGACGGUCAUCCAGCAAGCUGCGGACGACUCGAGGUCCGUCCGAGACAACGAGGAAAAGCACAAGCAGCAACAGCAGCAGCAGUCUCGACAGCUUGCGCUCUCUCGGCUGGCCAGUACGGCUUCCGUGCCUAUCGAUGCACCAAAGGCGAAGCCUCGCCUGUUUCGCUCGUCCAGUGCUGGAUCUAUCCUCACUCAGCCGUCGUCGUGUCCUGCUACAGCUCGUGCGUACGACGACAACGGCCUGUCGAUGCUGCGGUUGGCGAAUGAUACACAGAGGGCGCAGACCCCAUCGAAUUGCCCACGUGCACCGAAUCUGAGCUUGCCUGGGUUCAAGCCACUCCCUAGCGUGGAGCUCGCUGUGUCUGUUGGCAGCAAAGCCAUGCAAGACGUCCCGCACAUGUUGGUAGUUCUGUUCACGUGUUGCCAGGGACAACAGCCAGAAGAGAUCUCCCGCACAGAGGUGCGGAGCUCACUUUCGUUUCGAUCCUGCGGUGGUGACUUCUAUGCACGCGAUUUCAAUGCUCUCCUUUCCGUGCCGCGCGUAGCACGGUCAGUGCUGCAGUUCGAGAUCUUUUCAGUGGUCAACGCUGCAUCCGAGUCGCUGGAGAAUCAGAAAUCGUUGGGUUUCGUGCGUGUCUCGGCGCUAGACAUUCUCUUUUCGCGCGAGUCGUCGAUGCUGCUCGAGUGUCACCGAACAGGCUUGUCCAAGCAGCUUUUCUAUCUGGUGCUGGAUCGGUUUGUCCCGCCUGGCCACAGCAUCAACGUGAGUCAUGCAUACACUUACGCGAAGCACCAUUUCCUCGUGGACACACAAGCAAUGGACAGACGGCCGUCGGGUGACUUCCUUGCUAGCUCGACAUCGAGCUUGAAAGGUUGUACGAGCUACAAUGAAAUUCUUCGUGGCCAGCUGAAGCCACCGACCGCUGGCCAUGUGCUUGUCACGGAAGAACUGUCAGCGUCGUAUGUCUCAGUGUCGAUGACGAUCGCUUUUCUCAAGUACCUACAGCAGCGAAACGUCGCUCGAAUCGACGAGGCAAGACAAGUGAUCCGCGAUAUGAGACAGUAUAUGCAGGCGACUGCUAGCCAAGUGUUAUCGAGCACACGUACGCAAGAUGUCGAAGAUCGAAUGCGGGAGGUGGAAGUUGGCAUGGCCCAUUACAUGCGUCUCCAUGCUUCCUACCAAGAAACCUUGAAGCGCUAUGCGACGAUGUCGACCUCGCUCGAGGACGGCCGUGAACAGGGGAUUACAGGCUGUCUGAAGCGAAGCAGCAUGAAGAAGGAUAAAGCGACAGCAUUCAUGGCCACCAAUCUCAACUGUCACCUCGUGCGUGGAAGACGUGUGCGUCUUGCCGGCGACGUUGACCGAAGCGAUCAAGGAUGGCGAAGUGGGCUGGCACCAACUUUGACGGAUGAUGCAUCCGGAUCUGACGAGAACGACAGUGAGAAGUUGCUUGUAUCCGAGUACGUUUACUCGGUGGUAACUCAUGGCUGUGCUUCAGCCCAUAUCAUGGGCUUCAAGGAGGGUGGUUUGCGUCGUCUGAAACAGCAGUUGGCAACACAGAGCUCGCCCGACCCUCGUCUACGCGAGCGCAUUGAGAUGAGAGAAGACGUUGUGCGUUCGCAGGUGCUUGCAAUCGCUGGCGCGUCAUUUCUGAACGCUGUGGGCCUGGCGGCAACUCGUGGUGGACAGCACCGCCAACGCCUGCAGCUGUCAUGCUCGACGGGCUUUUUGCUCAGCAUCGAGUCUUUGCUGAGCACUGUAGGUGCCGAAAAGGGAAUGCUGGAAGACAUGGCCGAUGGUGUUCGCUGGCUCAACAGUGUGGUGAGUUUCCAGCUUGUACAGUCUGCCGAAACGAGCCCGCUCGUGGAAAUGUCAAAGUGCGUUAGCGUGACUAGCACACGCACUGGGGACCAUGUGGUGGCUGCAUUUGCUGUACCCCCCGUCGUGUUUGCAAAGCUUCCUGAAGUGCUCCAGCAAGGCCAUGCGAUAAAACUCCACGGAGUGAUGUUCACCCAAGGGAUUAAUGAGAUGCAGUCAGUGGCCAACCACUAUUUGAACUCGAGUCUGCAGGAUGAGCUCAACUUUGAGAGUGUGCAGAUGCUGCAGCGGUAUUUCCGAGUAUACCAGACGCAAGUUAUGCUCAAUGGGAGCGAUGCAAAGAAACUUGAAGCCGAUCUGGUCGACCUGCGCGAGCUCCAGUCCGACAUUGAAGCACUGACCGGCCGCCUCAAUGUUCGUGCCGAGAACGUGCAGAAGAAGCUUGUGAACAUCCUCAUCACAUCCAGCGAUAUAUGCCGUCGUCUCGGCGCUGGACGCACGACGUGUUGCAAGAGUGGAAAAGACCGCACGGCAAUGUCAGUGACACUGGAGACGUCUCGUUUGCUUGUGGAUCACUUUCACGUGAAACAAGGUGUGCAUCUUUGUAAUGCCAUGAGGGAACGUGGCGUUCGCCGCGUGAACGUCCUGGCGAACACGGGCAAGACCAAUUUUGCCUUCAACUCGUUCCAGCUCAAGUAUAUUCCUGACUGCUACAAGCCACCGCUUGCUUGUACCGAUUCGCGUGUGGCAUCUUAG
Molecule: messenger RNA, 3432 nt
Organism: Hyaloperonospora brassicae
Lineage: Eukaryota; Oomycota; Peronosporomycetes; Peronosporales; Peronosporaceae
Source: the annotation of a GenBank genome assembly